GUCGUUGUCGUCUCCUUCCCCUCUAUUAUUCUUCCCUCUCUCUAACAAUACUCCCGGUCGAUUGCAGGUUCAAUCUUCUCCUCUUCCCCCUUUCUCCCCCCUCCCCCCCUCUCACCCUUCCUUCCUGCUACGUCACCAUGGAAAGCCGUGGCUUGACCCUUCGCAGCAAAUCUCGCCGUCCUCGACCCCAGAUUAGUGCUCCGAAGCCCAUCUCCGGCCCUCUUCCGCCUAAUACCAUCAGCCCCAGUCCCAGCACUUCGACCAGCGCUUCCGCUGUCAGCAAACCCGCCGUCCCCGUGCAUGGGACCACCGCCAGCUCUGCCAACAAAGAUGCGACCUCUGAUCUCGUCAAGCGACGGUACUCGACCCGGUUCAACCAAGUCCCUGACUUUGAUGGUGUGCCGCCAGUGCCCGGCCUACCUCCGCUCCCGGCCACGUAUGGAGGACUGAGCCCGCCCGAGACGAGUCGCCGACCCUCCACCGAAUCGUCGGGUCCGCCAAAGGUGGAUUUGGAUGCGCUGCGGGAUCCCAGUUUGCCCGUCGAUAAAUAUGUGGCCAACCUGCUUGCGAACGCGUCGGAAGAAGAGAUCGAGGAAUACCAGCGCAGUCUACGAAAAGUCAAGAACCGAACAUCCACCGACCUCCAGCAGAAUGUAUACCAGAACCGGACCCAAUUCAUCAAGAUCAGUAAAGAAGCGGAAAAGCUCAAAGGGGAAAUGCGCACCCUGCGCACCCUGAUGGCGGAGCUGACUACCACGCUCGGUCAAACUACAGUCGGCACCACCCCUAACCCUAUGUCGCCCAUGCCCGAUGAACGACUGCCCAAGCGUCACGCCAACCGCAGCUCGGUCGCAAAUCUGGAGAGCAUGUGGAACGUGCAGCUGCAGACGUUGUGGAAGACCGUCGAAGGAUCGCAAAAGUUCUUGCCGGUGGUGCCGGGCCGGCACAUUGUGAUGGAGAGUGGACACUGGGUCGAACUGGAUUCGGCAACAUGGAAGCCGCGGCGCCCGGUGCACAUUGUGCUGCUGAACGAUCACCUCCUGGUGGCGGCCAAGAAACGCAAGCGCGUGGAUCAGAGCAGCCAUCGUGGUCCCGUGCCUACGAAGUUGGUGGCAGAGGAAUGUUGGCCCCUUCAGGAUGUGGAUAUGAUCGAUCUCGGGGCCAAUCUCGGCGCGGGGGUUGCGCGCGAGGAUGCUGAAGACCGGGGCAUCACGAACGCCAUCAACGUGCGUGUCGGAGGCAAACCUUUCACCUACCGGCAUGACAAGCGGGACAGCUCAGCCAAGAGUGACCUACUGGCCACCUUUCGAAAGACGGUCGAGGAUCUCCGACGCAACCUCCGGUCGGACACCGAGGCCGCCGGCAAAGCUGUCCCUGAGGUAACAGGCUAUCGCCACGCCUCGUACUCUCCGCAGCCGGAUCGGCCGGUCAGUAUGGACGGUGGGCGAGACAAGCCUGAGGUGCGCAUUGAUGUAGACGGCAAGCAACAGAACCUGCGGUGGGUGGAGGGCCAGAUCGACGAGCUGGACAUUGAUAUUGCUCUGCAGCGGUUCGAGGAUGCUGUGGGCCACAUCGAGCGGUUGCGCAAACUUGCCCGAGGGUUAAAGGGCAAUGCGGUCGCGCAGGACGUGAUCACAACCAAGGUGGAUGAGCGUGCGGCCGCCCUGGCCGAGGUAUUGCUGCGUGCUCUGGUGGACACUCCCUCCUUCCCUCAAGCGACCAAGACCAAGUCCACGUGGCUGAUGCGCUUGGGCUUCGAGGACCAAGCUAGGGAGGCUUAUCUUAAGGCGCGAACUGAUGUCAUAUCCAAGCGGAUCAGAGCCUGUGUCUUCGAGGGCGACCUCCCGAUGUAUAUCUUCCAGAUUUCCUACGUCUACUUCACCUUGAUCAAAAACACCAUCAGCAUUUAUCAGCAAUGCUUCCCGCCGGCCAUGUCCAGUGCCAGCAUCCGCUGGGCCAAGCAUCACCUCGACGGCUUCAAUGCGCUCCUCACGCGGCAGCUGAGCAGCGUGCAGCGGGGGACCACCGUGUACCAGAAAUGUCUUGAUAUCGUGCACGAGCAUGCCAGCCUGCUGACCGAGGUUGGAGUCGACUUCACCGAUCUGGUCGCCAAGGGGCUGGAGGUGGAGGAUUCAGCCGAACGGCCACAGAUGACACGCUCGGAGUCGUUGAUCUCAGGACUGGCUGAAGCUGCGGCGGCCGCGUCUCCAGUCAUUUGAAAUAGGGGAUGUUUGAUCUGUAGCGUUUUUGUUACUCUGCGUACGCUUGUCUAUAUUUUUAUUUUUACUACCCAGCCUCGGGAGGCUCGUUAUGUACAAUUCAGCUCUGUGCAAGCUUGUUGCUUUGAAAUGUAACCUUAGAUGCAUACUAUUAUUAUAUGUCAG
Molecule: messenger RNA, 2384 nt
Organism: Aspergillus aculeatinus CBS 121060
Lineage: Eukaryota; Fungi; Ascomycota; Eurotiomycetes; Eurotiales; Aspergillaceae
Product: exocyst subunit EXO84
Exons: 3
Coding region: 138-2219 (693 amino acids)
Biological process (GO): intracellular protein localization; Golgi to plasma membrane transport; exocytosis
Cellular component (GO): exocyst
Source: RefSeq, a predicted model, not a curated record